GAGAAGACUGAGAGAGAGAGAGAGAGAGAGAGAGAGAGUCAUAGACUCAUUGCAUCUCCUAUUUGUAGAGAGAGAGAGAGAGAGAGAGAGAGACUCAUUGACUCAUUGCAUCUCCUAUUUGUUUCACACACACCGGUCUCUCUCUGUCUCUGUAUCCUUCUACUCUUUUAUUCUCUAUUUCUUUGGCAAUACUUUACUGUGAAAAGGACUAUCGAAACUAUUAGAUUUCUAUCUAUCUCAACAGGAAAACAGGUUGUUUCACAAUUCAGUGAUGGUUUAAAGAUUCAUUCGAAUCCAAAUUCCAACAACCCAUUAAAGAGAUAUUGAAGCUUUUGCUUUCUUAUAAGAAUUCUGAUAAAAAUUUGCUGUCUUAGUUUUGCUUGGCGAAAUGGCUUCCAAUGCUACUACAGGACUCAAUUGUCCACCUCCAAUGGUGGCCACAUCGAACGGUGUAUUCCAGGGCAAUCAUCCUCUUCAUUUUGCACUUCCGCUUGCUAUUUUGCAGAUAUGUUUAGUAGUUGUAGUUACACGAGGGCUUGCUUAUCUUUUGAAGCCAUUGAGGCAGCCUCGUGUUAUUGCAGAGAUUGUUGGAGGGGUAUUACUUGGGCCUUCAGCACUGGGACGAAACAAAACCUAUCUCCAUGCAGUUUUUCCACCUAAAAGUAUCACAGUGUUAGAUACCCUAGCUAAUAUUGGUCUCCUGUUCUUUCUUUUCCUUGCUGGCCUAGAGUUAGAUCCUAAAUCCCUUCGCAGGACGGGGAAAAAGGCCAUGGGAAUUGCCAUUGCAGGGAUUAGCCUUCCAUUUGCUUUAGGGAUCGGUUCAUCAUUUAUCCUUCAAGCAACCAUAGCUAAAGGGGUAAAUUUUGUUGCGUUUUUAGUGUUCAUGGGAGUCGCGCUUUCAAUAACAGCAUUCCCUGUCUUGGCUCGUAUUCUGGCUGAGCUGAAGCUUUUAACCACUGAUGUUGGCAGAAUGGCUAUGUCAGCUGCAGCAGUCAAUGAUGUUGCAGCCUGGAUUCUUCUUGCUCUGGCUGUUGCCCUAUCUGACAAUAAUCAAUCUUCCCUUGUCCCAGUAUGGGUCUUCUUGACUGGGUGUGUUUUCGUAAGUUGUUGUAUCCUCAUUGUCCCUCCAAUCUUCAAAUGGAUAGGUCAAAGAUGUCAUGAAGGUGAACCUGUGGAUGACUUGUACAUAUGCGGGACACUAGCUGCUGUUCUGGCUGCUGGAUUUAUUACUGAUACCAUUGGAAUUCAUGCCAUGUUUGGUGCUUUUGUCAUUGGAAUUCUUGUCCCUAAGGAUGGUCCACUCGCUGGCACUCUUGUGGAAAAAAUAGAGGAUCUUGUAUCUAGUCUUUUUCUACCGUUAUACUUUGUGUCAAGUGGAUUGAAGACCAAUGUAGCUACAAUUCAGGGGCUUCAAUCGUGGGGUCUUCUUGUUUUAGUCAUUGUUACAGCUUGUUUUGGGAAGAUAGUUGGAACCUUUCUGGUGUCAAUUUCUCUCAAAGUGCCUGUACAUGAGGCUUUAGCAUUGGGGUUCCUCAUGAACAGUAAAGGUUUGGUGGAGCUCAUUGUCCUCAACAUUGGUAGAGAUAGAAAGGUUUUGAAUGACCAGACUUUUGCAAUCAUGGUUCUAAUGGCUCUCUUUACUACUUUUAUGACUACACCUCUUGUCAUUUGGGUGUAUAAGCCAGCAAAAAGAAAGGUGUCUGAUUACAAGCAUAGAACAAUUCAAAGGAAAAAUCCCAACACCCAACUUAGGAUCUUGGCAUGCUUCCACAGUGCAAGAAACAUUCCUUCACUGAUCAACCUUCUCGAGGCCUCACGUGGGACUGAGAAGCGUGAAGGGCUAUGCGUAUAUGCAAUGCAUCUCAUGGAACUCUCCGAGAGGUCAUCGGCUAUAUUAAUGGUACACAAGGCAAGAAAUAAUGGGCUACCCUUUUGGAACAGAAGCCAGCGAUCAGACUCUGACAAUGUUAUAGUGGCAUUUGAGGCUUACCAGCAACUGAGCCGAGUGUCUGUCAGGCCAAUGACAGCAAUCUCUUCAAUGUCCGAUCUACAUGAAGAUAUUUGUACCACCGCUGAGAGCAAAAAAGCUGCAAUCAUAAUUCUUCCCUUCCAUAAACACCAAAGGCUAGAUGGUACAUUAGAGACCACACGAAAUGACUUCCGCUGGGUGAAUCGGAAGGUUCUUCAAUAUGCACCAUGCUCGGUUGGAAUUCUGGUGGAUCGUGGGCUAGGUGGAACUAGCCAUAUCGCUGCAAGCAACGUUUCUUACAAUGUCACGGUUCUCUUCUUCGGGGGCUGUGAUGACCGCGAGGCACUGGCCUAUGGGGCUAGGAUGGCAGAGCACCCUGGCAUCAGUUUAAAGGUCGUUCGCUUUCUAGUUGAACCUGAGAUUGUGGGAGAGAUUGUGAGAGUUGACGUAGAUGAAAAUUCUGGUAGUAAAGCGGGUUCAGAAGAUGAGGAGGCACUGACCGAAUUGAUGAUGAAAGAUGACUCUAUCAAAUUCGAAAAGAAAGUUGUUAGAAAUACUGGACAAACAAUUGCAUAUAUCCAUGAGAUAAGCAACUGCAGCCUGCUUUUGGUUGGUAGAAUGCCUACCGGUGAAGUAGCUUUAGCUCUAAACCGGAGGGGUGAGUGUCCAGAAUUGGGACCAGUUGGUAGUUUGUUGACUUCACCGGAUUUCUCUGCAACAGCAUCAGUCUUGGUGGUGCAACAGUUCAAUGGCCAAUUAUCUCAGAAUUUGCCACUGGAGUUCAUGGUAGAAGCAGAAUCACCAAACGGAGAUUCAUCACAAUCUACGUAAACUGACUUUGUUCGUUUCAUGUGUGGGAUUUUCCAUCACCACAGAGAGUGACACCACAAAAAGUACCAUGUAAUGAUGAAUAAACAUCUUAGGAUUUUACCCAAUUUUUGUUAAUCUUUGUUUACAUUUAGGCAAUGCAUGACUUAUAUAUAUAUAUAUAUAUACCAAUUUCUUUGUUA
Ziziphus jujuba (common jujube) is the source of this 2979-nucleotide messenger RNA. Its product is annotated as cation/H(+) antiporter 18. The transcript is spliced from 5 exons. The coding region runs from base 389 to 2800 and encodes 803 amino acids. Gene Ontology annotation, cellular component: membrane; endomembrane system. The record is from RefSeq and is a predicted model, not a curated record. Gene Ontology annotation, biological process: proton transmembrane transport; regulation of pH. Lineage: Eukaryota; Viridiplantae; Streptophyta; Magnoliopsida; Rosales; Rhamnaceae. Gene Ontology annotation, molecular function: antiporter activity.